AUGUCGACAACGUCGAGCAUUGGAGACUCAGCAGAGCUGGAAGGAAAUCUAACGCUAAGUGAUCGCUUAAAGGUGUUCAAAAGUUCUCAAUUUGAUCCCAAUGCCUAUGUCACCUCCAAAUGCCAGACUAUGAACGAGAAGGAAAUAAGGCACUUGUGCUCAUACCUGGUUGACCUGAAAAAGGCUUCUGCUGAGGAAAUGCGAAAAAGUGUUUAUGCCAACUAUGCAGCCUUCAUACGGACAUCAAGGGAGAUUUCGGAUCUUGAGGGACAGCUUAUUUCCAUGAGAAAUUUCCUGUCUACUCAAGCAGCUCUAGUUCAAGGUUUGAACGAACAUGCUGGCAUUGAUUCUUUGUGGGCUGCUUCUGAAGACUCUAUUGCAGAUGACUUAUCGAGUUUCGACGAUGGGGAGCUUCCGGAAUCGGAAGAUUGGUUAAUUGAAUUCUUGGACACCCUUGAAGUUCUAUUGGCGGAAAGGAGAGUGGAUGAAGUUAUGGAAGCCCUUGAGAAAGGAGAAAGAUUGGCCAACGAAGCCAGUAAGAAGCACUCUUUGAGCCCAAAUGCACUCUUUACUUUGGAGACUGCUAUUAGGGAUCAGCGACAAAAACUAGCUUAUCAGCUUGCUGACACCAUUGGCCAACCUUCGACUCGUGGACUGGAGCUUCGUUCAGCUGUUUUAGCUCUAAAACAUCUUGGAGAUGGUUCCCGUGCCCAUACAUUGCUACUCAAUUCUCACCACCAGAAGUUGAAGUCUAGUUUGCCGAGUCUUCGCUCAUCUAAUAAAUCAUGUGGAGGAGCAUAUACUGCUGCACUUUCACAGAUUGUCUUUUCCACCAUUGCACAAGCAGCAAGUGAUUCCUUGGCGGUUUAUGGGGAGGAGCCUGCAUAUACAUCUGAGCUUGUAACUUGGGCAGUCAAAGAGACUGAGGCUUUUGCUUUUCUUCUAAAGAGGCAUGUUCUAGCUCAAUCAGCAGCUGCAGGAGGUCUAAGGGUUACUGCUGAGUGCAUUCAUGUAUGCUUGGGUCAUUGUUCUUUGUUGGAAGCUCGUGGAUUGUCCCUUACUCCCGUCUUAUUGAGACUUUUUAGGCCUAUUAUUGAGCAGGCAUUGAAUGCCAAUUUAAAGAAAAUUGAACAGAGCAGCGCUGCACUUGCUGCUGCAGAUGAUUGGUUGCUCACUUAUCCACCAGCAGGUGGACGCCCUUUCUCUUCUACUGCAUCUCUUGGUAGUGUAAUGGCAUCACAGCCAAAGCUUUCAAGCAGUGCUAACAAAUUCAAUUCCAUGGUUCAGGACUUUCUUGAGGAUGUGGGUCCCCUUGAGAGCCUUCAGUUGGAUGGUCCUGCACUGGGAGGUGUUCUGCAAGUGUUCAACUCCUAUGUAAAUUUGUUAAUACGCGCAUUACCGAGUUCAACAGAGAAUGAAGAGAGCUUGGAAGGUUCAGGAAGUAGAAUUGUCAGGAUGGCAGAAACUGAAGCCCAGCAGCUAGCUUUACUAGCUAAUGCAUCAUUGUUAGCAGAUGAACUGCUCCCACGUGCUGCCAUGAAGCUCUUGCCAUUGCCUCCUACUAGAAUGGAUGAACAACCUAAAAGAGCUUCUGAAAGGCAAUCCCGUCUUCCGGAGCAAAGGGAAUGGAAGAAGAAGCUUCAACGCUCAGUUGAUCACUUGCGAGAUAGCUUCUGCAGACAGCAUGCUCUUGAUCUCAUCUUCACAGAAGAUGGUGACACUCAUCUCAACGCAUAUAUGUACACAAGUGUGGACGACAGCACAGAGGAGCCUGAAUGGUUCCCAUCUCCAAUUUUCCAGGAACUUUUCAUAAAAUUGACUCGGAUGGGAAGCAUAACAACUGAUAUGUUCAUAGGCCGGGAAAGAUUUGCAACGGUUCUGUUAAUGAGACUCACGGAGACAGUGAUCCUUUGGCUUUCUGAUGAUCAGACCUUUUGGGAAGAGAUAGAGGAGGGACCAAAACCUUUGGGUCUUCUCGGCCUUCAACAGUUAUAUUUGGAUAUGGAAUUUGUGCUGCUCUUCUCAUCCCAAGGUCGUUACUUGUCUAGAAAUCUACAUCAAGUUAUUAAAAACAUCAUAGCAAGAGCUAUUGAUGCUGUGGCUGCUUCUGGAGUAGAUCCUUACAGUACGUUGCCGGAGGAUGACUGGUUUGCCGAAGUUGCUCAAAUAGCUAUUAAAAUGUUGACUGGGAAAGCGAACUUUGGAAAUGUGGAACGAGAUGCUACUAGCCCCACUGCUUCUGUGUCAACAAAAUCUGUAUCAUCAAUCGUAUCUCAUGGGAGUAACUAG
Molecule: messenger RNA, 2289 nt
Organism: Dovyalis caffra
Lineage: Eukaryota; Viridiplantae; Streptophyta; Magnoliopsida; Malpighiales; Salicaceae
Source: the annotation of a GenBank genome assembly